AUGACAAAUUCACAUUAUACCACUUUAGGAGUUACUGAAAAAGCAAGCCCCUCUGAAAUUCGCAAGGCUUAUUACAAGCUGGCCAAAAAUUAUCACCCUGAUAAAAAUCCCAAUGGAAUUGAAAAGUUCAAGGAAAUCUUAAACGCGUAUGAGAUUUUAUCCGAUCGUGACAAAAAAAGGGUUUAUGAUUUGAAAAGAAAACGUGAGACGGAUUUCGACUUUGAAGGCUUUUAUGCAAGUAAUCGUCCUUCUACCUCAAGACCAGGACGCAGGACACGACCUCCACCAGCUCCAGAAACCCCACCACGACCAUCCAGUCCUCCACCACCACCACCUCCUAAUCGUAAGGCGUUGUUGAUAAAAAAUUUUGAGACUCCGCUAAUUUUUUUUUAUAGGGUCAGACUACCACAUCCUGACUACUGCACAACUGUCUUUGAAAUAAUCGUAUCUCGGCGUGAGCGCCUUCAAGGUUUACUACAACCUGAAGGUGAACUGCCAAACAUGUCAUGGAAGUGCCAAAGCUGUCUUGGGGCCAAAGAGACUCGUGUAAGUCUGUUGAUUCCAAUUGCCAAAGGCAUUGAAUCCGGUCACACGAUUAGGAUGAAGAACUACGGGAAUGUCAUGCCCGACAACGUUACCAAGGGCGACUUAUUUAUCAAGGUAACUGUGGAUGAUCACUGGGGCUGCUUCACGCGCCACAAAGACACCUUACUUGCUUCCAUUGACAUCAAACUUCGAGAUGCUCUUAUGGGAGUAAAUCGAAAAGGCGACAUUAUUAAACAUAUGGAUGGCCGCAAAUUGAACAUUCCACAAACCCCUGGAAAAGUAAUCACACCCGGCAUGACCAUAAUUCAGAAAGGAGAAGGUAUGCCCGUAUUCUCUGAUACAGAUGACAACAAGGGUUGUCUUAUCAUUAGAUUUAACGUGAUCUUCCCUGAUGAAAUCAAUAUUCCCAAGGAUCCAUACGUUCGCGAUGAAAUUGAUAUUAUGUUUGAAACGAAGGAAGAACGUGAGAUCCGAGAGAAGACCAUUAUUAUUGAAGACGACGAAGACCAAGAUAAGAAUGUUAGUUCACGAAACGGUGAUAGUAAUGAAGAUAAACAUGUAUCAAAUUCUGGAUAG
Molecule: messenger RNA, 1122 nt
Organism: Mucor mucedo
Lineage: Eukaryota; Fungi; Mucoromycota; Mucoromycetes; Mucorales; Mucoraceae
Exons: 5
Coding region: 1-1122 (373 amino acids)
Biological process (GO): protein refolding
Cellular component (GO): cytoplasm
Molecular function (GO): Hsp70 protein binding
Source: RefSeq, a predicted model, not a curated record